Peromyscus leucopus (white-footed mouse) is the source of this 550-nucleotide messenger RNA. RefSeq names its product HIG1 hypoxia inducible domain family member 1A (gene Higd1a). NCBI's taxonomy places the organism in Eukaryota, Metazoa, Chordata, Mammalia, Rodentia, Cricetidae. Bases 151 to 432 code for a protein of 93 amino acids. The record is from RefSeq and is a predicted model, not a curated record. Gene Ontology annotation, cellular component: mitochondrion. Gene Ontology annotation, biological process: mitochondrial respirasome assembly; negative regulation of apoptotic process. The transcript has 4 exons.
GGCGCGCCGGCGGCUGGCUUCUGAUUGGCUGGGGCGAGCAGUGGCCGGACCCGAGGAAGCCGGUGUUGUCGCUCGCACUCGGGGUAGCGGCCAGGAGCCGGCAGGACUGGAAGUGGCGCAGUGUCUCUGAAGACUCUUCAGGAAAUCACAAUGUCAACCAACACAGACCUUUCUCUUUCUUCAUAUGAUGAAGGUCAGGGAUCUAAGUUUGUUCGGAAAGCUAAGGAGACACCGUUUGUCCCCAUUGGAAUGGCCGGGUUUGCAGCAAUUGUUGCAUAUGGCUUAUACAAACUGAAGAACAGGGGAAACACGAAGAUGUCCAUUCACUUGAUCCACAUGCGUGUGGCAGCCCAGGGCUUCGUUGUUGGAGCCAUGACGCUUGGUAUGGGCUACUCCAUGUAUAAGGAAUUCUGGGCCAAGCCAAAGCCUUAGAAGACGAGCUGCUGCCUUGGUCUGGGAACUGCUUGCUUUAUUUAGACGUCUCAUAUUGAGGUUACAAGUUUGUGUCUACAAUAAAUAACAUGGGUUUAGACAAUAACUCAGUAUUGAA